UGUGAGUCUGUUCCGCAUUCCUCAAACACACACACGGACACACACACACACACACACACACACACUCACACACACACACAGAGUCCGGACUGGGAUCGGGAGCAGACCAGGAUCUCGUCCAUGGGUUACUCUGCGGUUCAUCGGAGCAUCAGAGCCGGAAUGUGAGGUCAAACUGAAGAGGAUGAAGAGUCAAAGUUCUCAUGAUGAUGAUGAAGAAAGAGUUAACGAUCUGAUGAGGAUGAAGUCCAGUUUCAGAUAAUCUGUCGGGACCAUUAGAGAGAUCCAACAUGGCUGCCUUCAAACCUGAAAAUGUGGAAGACUUUUAUGAGAUGGGAGAAGUUCUGGGGAGUGGGCACUUCGGUCAGGUCCGGCAGGUGCGGGAGCGCUCCACUGGGACUCUUUGGGCGGGAAAGUUCAUGAAGAUCAAGAAGAGUCCGUGCAGUCUCCUGGGUCUGGAUCGGGGCGGCGUGGAGCGCGAGGUCGAGAUCCUGCAGGCGGUUCAACAUACAAACAUCGUGACUCUCCGAGACGUGUUCGAGAGCCGAGCGGAGGUGGUGUUGAUCCUGGAGCUAGUGAGCGGAGGAGAGCUGUUCGACUUCAUCGCUGGGAAGGAGAAUCUUCUAGAAAGUGAAGCCAUCGAGUUCAUGAAACAGAUUCUGGAGGCUCUGCGGUUCAUGCACAGCAAGAACAUCGUUCACUUCGACCUGAAGCCGGAGAAUGUGAUGCUGUCGGACAACUCUUCUCAUCCAGUCAUCAAACUCAUCGACUUCGGCCUCGCUCAGCGUCUCCGUCAGGGGGAGGAGUAUAUCAGCACGAGUGGAACGCCGCAGUACAUCGCCCCCGAAGUGAUCAACAGUGAACCUCUGAGUACAGCUGCAGAUAUGUGGAGCAUCGGAGUCAUCACCUACAUACUUCUGAGUGGUUUGUCACCGUUUCAAGGCUACACAGACGAAGAGACUCUGAGGAACAUCCUCGCCAUAACUUACGAGUUCGAUGAUCGAGUUUUCAGCACGACGAGCUCGAUGGCCAAAGACUUCAUCCAGAAACUGUUGGUCAAAGAUCCAAGAGAGAGAAUGACAGCCGACGAGAGUCUUCUUCAUCCCUGGAUCAAACCGAUCACUCGUACUCAGGCGACGAAAAGGAAUCGCUCAUCCAUCAACAUGAAGAACUUCAAAAAGUUCAACGCCCGUAGGAAAUGGAAGAUGUCCUAUAACAUGGUGUGGAUGUGUAACCGCUUUGUCCGCCUGAAGCUACUGUGUAAAAGCUCCAACCCGGAUCCCCUCCAGAGGGACUGUGAAAGUGAUGCCGAAGACACAGAAACCAAACCAGCUUCUCUGCUGCGACGACGACUCAGCAGCAGUUCGUAAAGGUGAUGAUGAAGAGCUGAGGAAGAUGAAGAGCUGAGAGGAGGAAGAGUUGAGGAAGAUGUAGAGCUGAGAGGAGGAAGA
Labrus bergylta (ballan wrasse) is the source of this 1448-nucleotide messenger RNA. Its product is annotated as death-associated protein kinase 2. The record is from RefSeq and is a predicted model, not a curated record. Gene Ontology annotation, biological process: protein phosphorylation; positive regulation of apoptotic process; intracellular signal transduction. Gene Ontology annotation, cellular component: cytoplasm; nucleus. Lineage: Eukaryota; Metazoa; Chordata; Actinopteri; Labriformes; Labridae. Gene Ontology annotation, molecular function: protein serine/threonine kinase activity; ATP binding.